Messenger RNA from Schizophyllum commune H4-8, 736 nucleotides. RefSeq lists its product as uncharacterized. The transcript is spliced from 6 exons. NCBI's taxonomy places the organism in Eukaryota, Fungi, Basidiomycota, Agaricomycetes, Agaricales, Schizophyllaceae. The coding region runs from base 335 to 556 and encodes 73 amino acids. The record is from RefSeq and is a predicted model, not a curated record.
GAACAACUCGGACCAUCGGAUAGCCCAGCCCUACAGAUAGCGCACUUAGUGGGCUAUCGAGACUCCGCGGUCGUUCAACUAUCUGUUCAAGCAUCACUCCGUGUGGCGCGCACGUAUUCGCCCAUCGCCUAGACUUUGAUCAUAGAGUGCGAAUGAUUCGCUUGUUACAACUGGCUGCGGGAGGAUAUGCUCUGGCAUAAUACGCCGGCUCGGCCCCAUGGACAUGGCUGCAUCUUUACUGUAUCAAUUCGGGUUUUACGACAGUGGGCGCAGGAUAUAAAGGGCGGGCUGCUAGCCCGAUUACGGACUCAUUAUCCUUACCCAUCCCGCCACAAUGUCUAACUAUGUAACGCGAUUGAACAACUAUUUUCAGACGAGACAGCAGACCACGCGGGUCACGUACUCGGAAAGCAGUGCGGGCCCCUCUCACGCGCGUAUCUGGACCGUUCAGUGCAAGGUUGACGGACAACCCCUUGGGACUGGAGUAGCGGCGCAGAAGUCCGUCGCAAAGGAGGAAGCGGCCCGUCAGGCACUUCAGAACCCCAAUCUUCCUUGAAGCGUCCCGACAGGGACAAGCCGACUCCAGAUCGUUAUUUAUCUCAGGUCCUUUCAGGCAGAGGUACCCGGACAUUAGCCUGGCUAUUUAGCAUCUCAUAUCGGACGCAUCAGUGUAGUAUAGUCUGUUUAUCCAGUAUGUAACACACGACGAAUGUACGAACUUGUAUGGAUCUCUGGC